This is a messenger RNA of Microthlaspi erraticum, 1542 nucleotides long. Lineage: Eukaryota; Viridiplantae; Streptophyta; Magnoliopsida; Brassicales; Brassicaceae. The record is from the annotation of a GenBank genome assembly.
AUGGAGAAACAAGUUGGUGGAGUUACAAAGAAAGGAGCGUCAAAGACUAAGAUCGUGUGGACACUUGGACCAUCGUCUAGAUCUGUUGAGAUGAUCGAGAAGCUUCUCAAAGCCGGUAUGAACGUAGCCCGGUUCAAUUUCUCUCAUGGCUCUCACGCAGAGCAUCAAGAAACUCUCGAUAAUCUCACAACCGCCAUGCACAACACUGGUAUUCUUUGCGCCGUCAUGCUCGACACAAAGGGUCCUGAGAUACGAACUGGUUUCCUCAAAGAAGAAAAACCGAUAAAAAAAGACAACAUUAUCUCCAUGAGCUACAAGAAACUUGCAAAGGAUCUCAAGCCUGGUGACAUGAUCUCUCUAAGUGUCUUGUCCUGUGACAAGAAUCUAGGUCUUGUUCGCUUCCGAUGCGAGAACUCUAAGGUUCUUGGAGAAAGAGAGAAUGUAAAGAUCCCUGCAGAGAUUGUAGUUGAACCUGAACCCUCGACAAAACUUACAGAGAAAGAUAAAGAGGAUAUUCUUCAAUGGGGAGUUCCGAAUAAGAUCGAUAUCAUUGCUCUUUCCUCUGUUCGUAGUGGAUCUGAUCUAAAACCCGUCAGGAAGUUGCUUGGAAAGCACGCAAAGAGCAUCAUGCUUAUGUCAAAGAUUGAGACUGAAGAAGGAUACGCGAAUGUAGGUGGGAUUCUGAAUAAAAGUGAUGGUCUAAUGGUGGUUAGAGGCAGUUUGGGAAUGGAAAUGUCGACUGAGAAGAUAGACAGCGCUCAGAGAAGGAUGAUCAGGAAGGCUAUGCAGCACGCGAAACCAAUCGUCACAGCGAUACAGAUGCCACAGACGACGCUUGAGUCAAUGUCAAUGACCACACCUCCUCCUCCGGCUAGAGCCGAAGCCACCUACGACGACGUUACUAAUGUAACUAACGCUGCAGCCCUAGCUUCUACUUCGGAUCCACUCGUAAAAGGAAUCAUACCGGUCGAAGAAGAGCUUACAAAAGCUGUCCGCAACCUCACCGAUUGCGUCAUGCUCAGCGGCGUAACAGCCGACGUCGGAGCUGACCCUGAGACCACCGUGCAAACAAUGUCAAGGAUCUGCAAAGAGGCGGAAAACUCCAUCGAUUACAAAGCUGUGCAUAAGAAAAUGAAAAUCUUUGCCGCCGUUCCAAAAGGGUUACCCCCAUUCGAGAGUAUGGCUGCUUCCCUCGUUGGAUCGACCAUUCGCUUGGCAGAUGCGAAAGCAGUCGUGGUCGUAACCAAGAGUGGAAACAAGGCGGAGCUUGUGGCCAAGUACAGGCCGAGCGUUCCUAUCCUGUCGGUGGUUGACCUGUCGCUUCCUGAAUCAGCUGCUCGUGUGGCGAGUCGUGGUUUGCUUUACUGUGGGAUCAUUCCAGUGGUGGGGGCAGGAGAUUUGUAUUCGGUGCAUGACAAGACUCUGUUCGGGAUCGAAUUCGCAAAGAAGGAGGGAAUCUGCAAGGCUGGAGAUUUAGGUUUGGCGUUGCUUAUGAGUGGUGGUCCUGCUCCUAUCACCGUUCCUCUGAUGGUUUAUGAUUAG